Messenger RNA from Rhagoletis zephyria (snowberry fruit fly), 779 nucleotides. Its product is annotated as 14-3-3 protein zeta. NCBI's taxonomy places the organism in Eukaryota, Metazoa, Arthropoda, Insecta, Diptera, Tephritidae. The record is from RefSeq and is a predicted model, not a curated record.
UCUAAUCUACUACAUAUUUUCAUUUAUCAUUGCAGAUAGUCACACUGUGAGCGGCGCAUUCAGUUUUAGAAACCCUGCGUUGUAAUCUCUCUUGGCGGUUUGAUAGGAAAACCCAGCUUCAGUUUUUUUCUUUAAGCUCAGCGUAAGCAGCAAGCAAAACAAAACACAUCAAAAUGUCUACAGUCGACAAAGAGGAAUUGGUCCAAAAGGCAAAGUUGGCCGAACAAUCUGAAAGAUACGAUGAUAUGGCUCAGGCUAUGAAAUCAGUCACAGAAACCGGUGUUGAACUGUCAAAUGAGGAAAGAAAUUUACUCUCCGUUGCAUACAAAAAUGUUGUUGGUGCCCGCCGAUCAUCGUGGAGAGUAAUUUCAUCAAUCGAGCAAAAAACUGAAUCCUCCGCCAGAAAACAACAGCUCGCCCGCGAGUACAGAGAACGCGUGGAGAAGGAACUUAGGGAAAUUUGUUACGAAGUUUUGGGUCUUCUGGACAAACACCUUAUUCCAAAAGCCAGUAAUCCAGAGAGCAAGGUCUUCUACCUGAAAAUGAAGGGAGAUUAUUACAGGUAUUUAGCUGAGGUGGCCACAGGAGACGCCCGUAACACUGUUGUAGACGACUCUCAAACCGCUUACCAGGAUGCAUUUGAAAUUAGCAAGGGAAAAAUGCAGCCAACACAUCCAAUCCGGUUGGGUUUAGCCCUAAACUUUUCAGUCUUCUAUUAUGAGAUUCUGAAUUCUCCAGACAAAGCUUGCCAACUGGCCAAACAGGUUAAUAUGCUAUAA